This is a messenger RNA of Tribolium castaneum (red flour beetle), 1156 nucleotides long. RefSeq lists its product as uncharacterized. The transcript has a single exon. Gene Ontology annotation, biological process: post-embryonic development. Lineage: Eukaryota; Metazoa; Arthropoda; Insecta; Coleoptera; Tenebrionidae. The record is from RefSeq and is a predicted model, not a curated record. The coding region runs from base 211 to 585 and encodes 124 amino acids.
AACUUGAAAACAAUUGAACUGGAAUGACAGAUGCGAAUCAUCGCCAACUUGAGCGCCGUAUUAAAUCAAAAAAUAACGCAAAAAACAUGAUUAUUUGACGCAAAUCCGGGCCUUUAGCUUGAUUUCGUUUGGCAGCGCUGUUUUUUGAGUGAUUGGAGGUGUGGCAAUUUUUUGUAUGUAAACAUCGCCAAAAGUGAGGUUAUGUGAGUCAUGGCCCGUUCAGAGACAAUGCCCGUUUUGACUUCGGAACUGGCAAUUGAAAUACUUGGCAAGACUUUGGAAGAGCUGCAAACGCCCCAAAAUGUGAAAAAGCUGGACGAGGCGAAGGACAAUGUGGGCAACGAGAUGCUGAAAAUGAUGCAGUUUUUGUUCCCCAUUGUGAUGCAAGUGCAAAUGGACGUGAUAAAAGAGUUUGGGUUUCCCGGCGGCCGUGACGGCAUAAUAAAAUUCGCCCAAAUGUUGCGCAGUCUGGAGCGCGAGGACGCAGAAGUGGCGCGUUUGAACGCACUCAUUAAGGCCUACUAUCUGCCCCCUGUGUCCGUCAACACCGGGGAGUCCCCGGCGGAGGAGAGGGCCAGCAGUUGACUUGUGAUUUGAAUAAAUUGUGUCGUAAAAAAAAUACGUUUUAUUGUGCGAGUCUAAACGAAAAUUAUUUGGAUACAAAACUUGUAAAAAUAUGUUCCCUAUUUUACUCCUGAGCAAUAUAAACCUACUUUAUUAAGUAUUAAACAAAGCCAAGAAACGAGAUCACUCAAUCCCAUUGUCGCAUAAACCUCUAAAACUGUAACACUUUGGAGCCAAGCAGGUGGGGAAAUCGGACUGAUUUGUACUUGAAUACCUGAAUAUUUGAGGCUUUUUGGUGGUAACUUCUUACUGUCGUGCACUCCUUUCUGUCUCAAUCAAACACUCGCGGACUAAAAUCCGCGCAUGGACGAUGCCCCGUUUGAGCCGUUCGGCCGAACUCCUGCUCCCGGCGUACGUGGGGCGCACCUCGCGCCCCAUCUCUUCAAUCACCCCCAAAAGUUGCGCGUAUUUCGACUGCCCGGGCUGCUGGGGCGUCUUGGGGGCCAUGGGGAUGGCCGUCACGGUCACGUCGCUCAGCUUCGACUCCACGGCUUGGAUGUCCACCGUCUCCAUGCUCAUCUAACACCAAAAA